This is a messenger RNA of Hippocampus zosterae (dwarf seahorse), 2259 nucleotides long. RefSeq names its product tyrosyl-tRNA synthetase 1 (gene yars1). The coding region runs from base 235 to 1875 and encodes 546 amino acids. The record is from RefSeq and is a predicted model, not a curated record. Gene Ontology annotation, biological process: tyrosyl-tRNA aminoacylation. The transcript is spliced from 14 exons. Gene Ontology annotation, molecular function: tRNA binding; ATP binding; tyrosine-tRNA ligase activity. Lineage: Eukaryota; Metazoa; Chordata; Actinopteri; Syngnathiformes; Syngnathidae.
AAUAAAUAUAAAAGUCAAUUAAACGACACACAACUUCGAUCACAGUUUUAAUUUUAUAAACAAACCUCGUCGAAAAAUCAUCAGCUCGGCUUUCGACUGCUUUUCCUGAGAGUGGACCCAAUCGAUCGCUGAUGCAACCCUCUGACAGCUUCCACCAGCCGGUUGCUUUUUCAUUCACUGCACGCCGCUUUAGCUCUUGAGCUCUUUGUGGUUGUAGUCGGAAGGCCUCUCACCAUGGCGACCCAGCUAAGCUCUGACGAGAAGCUGCACCUCAUCACCAGGAACCUGCAGGAGGUACUCGGGGAAGACAAGCUGAAGCAGAUCCUUCAGGAGAGGGAGCUGAAGGUGUACUGGGGAACUGCCACCACAGGCAAGCCGCAUGUGGCCUAUUUCGUUCCCAUGUGCAAGAUAGCAGACUUCCUCAAAGCUGGAUGUGAGGUCACCAUUUUGUUUGCGGAUUUGCAUGCCUUCCUCGACAAUAUGAAGGCUCCCUGGGAGCUGCUGGAGCUUCGGGUGAAGUACUAUGAGGAAGUCAUUAAGGCCAUGUUGGAGAGCAUCGGUGUACCCUUGGAGAAACUGAAGUUUGUGAAAGGAACUGACUACCAGCUCAGUAGAGAGUACACUCUGGAUGUGUACCGCCUGUCCUCUAUGGUGACCGAGCACGAUGCCAAAAAGGCUGGCGCCGAGGUGGUCAAGCAGGUGGAGCAUGCUCUGCUGAGUGGUCUCCUGUAUCCAGGACUGCAGGCGCUGGAUGAGGAGUACCUGAAGGUGGACGCCCAAUUUGGAGGAGUGGACCAAAGGAAGAUCUUCACUUUUGCCGAGAAGUACCUCCCCCCCAUGGGCUAUGCCAAGCGCGUCCAUCUAAUGAACCCAAUGGUACCAGGACUGACCGGCGCCAAGAUGAGCUCCUCAGAGGAAGACUCCAAGGUGGACCUGCUGGACUCCAAGGUAGACCUAAAGAAGAAGCUAAAAAAGGUCUUCUGUGAGCCGGGAAACAUCCAGAACAAUGGGGUUCUCUCCUUUGUCAAAUUUGUGCUCUUCCCUCUUCGUGGAGGGUUCUCCAUCAAAAGAGACGCCAAGUUCGGUGGAAACAAAGUCUACACGGCGUUUGAGGAAGUGGAGCAAGACUUUGCCACAGAGCUGAUUCACCCCGGAGACCUGAAGGCCUCUGUGGAGGAGGCCCUCAACGAGCUGCUGGAGCCAAUCAGAAAGAAGUUUGAGUCCGCCGAACUGCGCAAACUGGCCAACGAUGCUUACCCUACGACAAAGACGAAAGGAGCAGGAAAGGGCGCCAAGUUGACGGGAGGAGGAGGAGGAGUAGGAGGCGGUGGAGGAGGAGGAGGAGGCGAUGGUCCGGGAGGAGAUGACCAGGAUUUGGCACCAUCUAAAUUGGACAUCCGUGUGGGGAAAGUUGUCAGUGUGGAAAAACAUCCGGACGCCGAUUCGCUGUAUUUGGAGAAGAUCGACGUUGGCGAAGCGGAGCCCAGGACUGUGGUCAGCGGCCUUGUCGCCUACAUCUCCCAAGAGCACUUGCAGGACCGAUUGGUGCUCGUGUUGUGCAACCUCAAACCCCAGAAGAUGCGCGGGAUUGAGUCGCAAGCCAUGCUGCUCUGUGCUUCCAUUGAAGGAGAGCCCAGGAGAGUGGAGCCACUUGAUCCUCCUGAGGGUUCCUCACCAGGGGACCGGGUCUUUGUAGAAGGAUACGAGGCAGGCAAACCAGAUGACCGACUCAACCCGAAGAAGAAAGUGUGGGAGAAAUUACAAGUUGACCUGAAGAUCUCAGAGGAGUGCGCAGCUCAGUGGAAAGACAACUUGCUGAUGACCAAACUCGGACAGAUCACGUGUAAAACUCUGAAAGGCGGAAAUAUCAGUUAGGUACUCGUCCUUCACCUGUCGGCUACAUUGCAAGAGUACAUUUCUUCCACCAGUUGCCAUGGGAACAACAGGAGUGGUUUUCUUGGAGCACGAUGGAACAUGGAUAUACUAAAAGUCAUGUAAUGAUCUUUGAAAGGGGAAGGGAAAAAAAGCGGGUGUUUGUCACUGAAAAGUCAUAGGACCUGUUACGAUUCAUCAAAAUAACUUCAUCUGCACUCUGACAUUAACACGUAUACCAAACUGUGCUUCCGUACUUGAUCAGUGACGGUUUACUGUUGCAUCAGUUGCAUCACAAGUAGCACUGCGCACGACACAAUCAUGCAAACAUAUAUUGCCAUGAUUAAUAAAACAUCAACUCUGACAUGGAAUAAACUGUUCAUGAAG